AUGUUUUACACACGAUGGAAAGUGUUUUUGCUGCUGACAGUAUGGUAUCACACAAUAGAUGGAGAGGAAUUGGACAAGAAGAAACUGCAAAAAGAAGCCUACGAUAUGUUCAUGCACGGCUACAAUUCCUACAUGAAUUAUGCAUUUCCCGCCGAUGAACUCAUGCCACUUUCAUGUAAAGGAAGGAUACGUGGGCUGACGCCGAGUCGCGGCGAUGUGGAUGAUGUGCUCGGAAACUACUCCGUGACGCUUCUUGACAGUUUGGACACGUUGGUAGUGUUAAAUGAGCUAGAUGAGUUUGAACGAGCCGUCGACUUGGUCAUCAAGCAAACAAAUAUCAGAGUACUGGGCGGACUGAUCUCAGCUCACGUCUUGGCCGAGUUGAUCAAAGAAAAGUAUCCAGAGAGAAUGCAGACAUACGAAGGACAGCUGCUAAAAAUGGCGACAGAAGUCGGAAAUAGACUUUUGCCUGCAUUCAACACAACAAGUGGUCUACCGUAUAGCAGAAUAAAUUUAAAACAUGGAAUGCAGGAUCAUUUGAAGCGGCAGAAGGAUACGUGUACAGCUUGUGGUGGUACCAUGAUUCUCGAGUUCGCCGCAUUGACGAGGCUCACCGGCGACCCGAUUUAUGAGAAAAAAGCCAGGAAAGCAAUGGACUUCCUUUGGCAACAACGUCAUCGCUCAUCAGAUCUCAUGGGCACUGUACUAAAUGUGCAUUCAGGAGACUGGACAAGAAGAGAAAGUGGAAUUGGAGCAGGAAUCGAUUCCUACUACGAGUACACCCUCAAAGCAUACAUUCUGCUGGGUGAUGAGAGUUAUCUAGAUAGGUUCAACAAGGUAAUCGAUUCAAUUCUAACACUUCUACAAAUUAAAGGUUUCCAGCACUACGACGCUAUCAAACGAUACAUCACUAAGGGUCCUAUCUUCGUGGAUGUGCAUAUGCAUAGACCCACUGUUGCCACAAGAGGCUUCAUGGACUCGCUGCUUGCUUUUUGGCCUGGUCUUCAAGUGCUGAAGGGGGACGUGAAAGAGGCUAUUGAGAUUCACGAGAUGCUUUUCCAAGUCAUCCAGAAGCACAAAUUCUUGCCAGAAGCUUUUACACACGAUUUUCAAGUUCAUUGGGCCGAGCACCCGAUCAGACCAGAGUUCGUAGAGAGCACCUACUUUUUGUACAGAGCCACAAAGGAUCCGCAUUAUCUUCACGUUGCUAAGCAGGUAUGUCUUUCAAUCGAAAUAAUGGAUAGCAUCAACAAGUAUGUAAAAGUGCCAUGUGGAUUUGCGGCGCUUAAGGACAUUAGAACUAUGGUCAAGGAGGACCAAAUGGAGUCAUUUGUGCUGUCUGAAACAUUCAAAUAUCUCUACUUGAUCUUCACUGAUCCCGAAGAUUUGGUCUUUGAUCCCGAUCAUUUCGUGCUCACCACAGAGGCUCACUUUUUGCCGCUGAGCAUUGGUCACACGGAGCCAGUGGAGAACGUUGGGAACCCAAGACGGAUGGUUCUGCGGUCUGAUGAGCCAAAGCAAAAAAAUUAUGUGUGCGCGAACCCGAUAGAUUUCACAAAGUUGCCGACGGAGCAGGAGGAGGCCAGAUUGAUUAGGGAGAGGACGAAAGUGGUGCUGGGAGAGUUGAGGAAUGGGAUGACUGGAGGAAGUGGAGGACAAUCUGGCAGUUGUGAAUCACCAGCCGAACGAAUGCGUGCUUGGCACUUCUCCACUAGCAAUCAGGACCAUAUCAAGCAACUGGGCCAGAUGGGAAUCGAAUUGGUCAACCUGAAUGAUGGACGACUUCAUUUGAGCCACACAUCCGCAAAUGCCUUGUCACCAAUUUUCGCAAGAUGGGGACAUGAGUUCAUGCAGGAGAUGCAAGAGUAUGUGGAGACGCUGGAAAAGAAUCGUGAGUUAUUUUUCUUUAAAGUUAAAUUAAAUCUAAUGGUUACAGCUCACUUUGCCGACGGUUCCGAGCGACUUGUGCAGAUUCUAAGCCAUCCAUACUACGGAAAAACAAUCCUGCAAGCGUCACCAGCCCAGUUCGGAAGAGACCUCGCAACGACAACUCGACCUGUUUACGGUCCAGUAGUAAUUUCAAUUCCUUACCGAGCUUGCGAUGAAAUUGUGAACAAAGAUGAAAUGAUUGGAAAAGUGGCAAUUGUAGAGCGAUCGGGAUGUGUGUUCCAAGAAAAGGCGCGACGUGUGCAGCAAGCAGGAGCAAUUGGCAUGAUUGUCAUUGAUACCGAAGAGAACACGAAGUUUGCAUCCGGUCGACCACCCUUCUCAAUGGCAUCUGACAAAGAUGGAAAGGACGAUAUCGAAAUCCCGUCGCUGUUCCUUUUCCGUUUAGAAGGAGAUAAACUACUGCAUGCUAUGGAGAAGAACAAGGAAACUGUAAUUGCAAUGACCUCACAAAGAGUUUCUACAAAUGCCACCGUUGGAGAACUGCUGAAGAAGGGAAGGAUGUUCGAUUUCCCAACCCUUCCACAAUGUGGUCUUCGGGACGGUGACAUUGUUUGGCACAGUUUGAAGUAUCCAGAAAUCAUUUUAAACCUUCGAUUCAAUGGAGUCAAUCAGGAUAGUGAUCCCAGGAUGCAUCAAGAGGUUGUCGAGCGUCAUGUCACAGAACUCAAGAAAUAUCUAAUUUUUGGCGAUUCUGACUACGAAUUCCAAUUCUACGAGUUCUUCCGAACAGUUGCUUAUGGAGCACUCGACCUUAAUGUCGACAAUCCUAAACUGCUUUCUGUGAUUUCUGCAAUAAGCACACUGAAAAAAGAUGCGGUGCCACCAUCUGUCUACCAAAGGCUACCUGGAGAAAUAACAAGGGUCCGCUGUAUUCCCAGAGGAGAGCAUAUGUCUUGCUCGCGAAUCUCUCUUUGA
Caenorhabditis briggsae is the source of this 2865-nucleotide messenger RNA. The coding region runs from base 1 to 2865 and encodes 954 amino acids. Gene Ontology annotation, molecular function: mannosyl-oligosaccharide 1,2-alpha-mannosidase activity; calcium ion binding. The record is from RefSeq and is a predicted model, not a curated record. Gene Ontology annotation, cellular component: membrane; endoplasmic reticulum. Gene Ontology annotation, biological process: endoplasmic reticulum mannose trimming; carbohydrate metabolic process; mannose trimming involved in glycoprotein ERAD pathway. The transcript is spliced from 12 exons. Lineage: Eukaryota; Metazoa; Nematoda; Chromadorea; Rhabditida; Rhabditidae.